AUGGCCCUUUAUACAUCUGCUCUAUCGCUGCCCUCCCUCCUCACCAGCGUGGCCUACUACAAUUACUUCAUCGGCACCGUGCCCGCGCUCGGCUCGUUGCUGCUCUCACUGGACGUGCGAGGAAACUUCCUCACAGAUGUGCCCACAGCGAGCUACACGUGGUGCGGCUGCGCCGGGAACUGCAUGACCGCGACAGCAGCGGCCGCCAAGUGCAUCAGCGGCGGCACGGGCCAGCGGCCUGCGGGUGACUGUGUCCCCUGCGGCACCACCAACGCCGUGGGCCCCUUCUGUGCGUCGACGGGGGGAGCGUGCAAUCUGGACGCGAGUGGACGCAUCACUGCCGGCACUGUGAACUCGCCCUCGCAGCCCGCACUGCCCAUGGCGUGCGUGGGCGGGACGACCGUGGCCAUCAAGGAGAGCACAGCCAUGCUUGCCCUCAAGUCAUCGCUCGGCGUCACUCUCACCACGUGGGCGGCCACUGUGCCAUGCCAACUGGCGGGUCAGACCACCACGGCUGCAGUGUGGAAUGGCGUGCUCUGUGACAGCACUGGCAGUGUCGUGAGCAUCAAUCUGGCGCAGAAUCUCUUCAACUACCGCAUUGAUUCAUUCACCACCAACCUUCAAUCCUUGCCAGUGCUUGCCAACCUCGCCCUGCACUACAACUACUUAUACGGAGAAGUCCCCUCGUUUCUCGUGGGCCUUCCGAAACUCACUGCUUUGUACCCCACUCGCUAUGAAUGCCUUCUAUCCACCUCCCGUCUUGCUGCCCUCUUGCCCCUCCCCAGCGGUGCUAUCUACAACUACUUGAUUGGUACCGUGCCCGCGCUUGCCUCUGGGCUGCGCUCUCUGAACGUGCGAGGAAACUUCCUCACGGACGUGCCAGCAGCCACCUACACAUAUUGCGGCGGCGACAGCAACUGCCUGCUCACGCCCUCCAAGUGCGCCACUACUGGCACCACUCAGCGGCCCGCGGCAAACUGUGCCGUCUGCGGCACCACCAACGGCACAGGCCCCUUCUGUGCGGCAGGAGGAGUGUGCUUAGUGGACGCGACUGCAUCCGUUGCUGCCGGCACUGUGAACUCAAACUCGCAGCCCGUGCUGCCCCUGGCGUGCUCGGCACCGCCCGUGCUCGUCAAAGAAAGCGCAGCGUGCGUGCGUUUAGAGGGCCAGUGCAUCCAGGCCGUCUCCUCACGUGCUCCUUGGGGCAUCCACCCACCUCCCUCUGCCUGCCUUGCUGCCCCUGUCCCCGCGUGCCCCUCACCAGCCAUGCUCGCCCUAAAGCUCGAGCUCGGCGUCUCGUUCACCACAUGGGCGGCCACUGUGCCGUGCCAACUCGCGGGGCAGGCCGCCACAGUGAAAGUCUGGACUGGCGUGCUGUGUGACAGCACUGGGAGGGUCGUGAGCAUAACGCUGGAGAACACAAAGCUCUACGGCUCGCUUUCCACUGACAUCUCCACCCUCACUGCUCUCACCUACCUCAAUGUGCUCCUGCCCUCUCUGCUCGCCCCUCGCAGCAACCUGCCGGGCAAUUUCUUCAGAAACCGCCUCGACUCCUUCACCACGUCUCUUCGUUUUUUGCCACUCGCCGACAUCCGUCUGCACUACAACUUUUUGUAUGGAGAAAUCCCCUCGUUCCUCAUGAGCCUCCCAAAGCUGACAAAUUUCGGUGCGGUCUACAACUACCUCAUCGGCACCGUGCCUGCGCUCGCCUCCCAGCUGCGCUCUCUGGACGUGCGAGGAAACUUCCUCACGGAUGUGCCCACAGCCAACUACACGUUCUGUGGCUGUGCCGGGAACUGCAUGCUCACGCCCUCCAAGUGCAUCAGCAAUGGCACGGCUCAGCGGCCUGCGGCACAAUGUGCCUUCUGUGGCACCACCAACGGCGUGGGCCCCUUCUGUUGGGGGGCGGGAGGCGAGUGCGUGGCGGACGUGAUUGCUCUUUGGGAUAUCGGCAUCUUGAACUCGCCCUCGCAGCCCGUGCAGCCCCGUGUGUGCGUGGGCGGGUCCGUGCAGGCCAUUGCGCAGAGCGCAGCCAUGCUGGCGCUCAAGUCGUCGCUGGGCGUGACGUUCAACAGCUGGGCGGCGUCGGUGCCGUGCUCCGUGUGGGUGGUGUCGCCGUCCGUGCCCACGUGGCCCAACGUCAUCUGCGACGGCGACGGCAAUGUGGUCAGGAUGUCACUGUCGACGCAGCUCUUCCAGGCGCCCCUGGCUGCCUUCUCCUCCAACCUCCUUGCGCUCACCUUUCUCAAUGAGCUCUACCUGCCGUACAACUGGCUGUAUGGCUCUGUGCCAACUGCGCUCUUCAACCUGCAAUUGCUUUCUGUGAUUGACCUGAGCUACAACUACCUCACGGGCAGCUUCCCAGCGUCCACCACUCUGUCCAGUCUGGACAUCCGCAGCAACUUCUUCUACGCCGUCGGCACCAUGACCCUGCAGUCCUGCGCCGCCAUCUCCAACUGCCUCGCCUCUCCCGCCGCCUGCAGCUCCGCCGGCACCACGCAGCGCCCCACAGCCGACUGCGCCAUCUGCGGCUCCACCAACGGCCAGCCGCCCUUCUGUGGCGGCACCGGCACCUGCGCGCCUGACUCUGGCCCCGCAGCCGCACAGGGCACGCCCAAUGUGGCGGGCUCGGCCCUGCUGCCCAUGGUGUGCAGUGGCGUCGCCAUCGACGCUGCUGAUGCUGCGGUGCUGCUGGCGCUCAAGUCGUCGCUGGGCGUGACGCUGAACAACUGGAACACGGCAGCGCCGUGCACACUGGAGGGGCAGGCGCUGCUGCCCGCACAGUGGGGUGGUGUGCGCUGCACUGCUGCAGGCAAAGUCACGAGCAUUGCGCUCAAACGGCAGCAACUGAAGGGCUCCAUUCAUCCCGACAUCUCCAAGCUCACCACGCUCACUUACCUAGACUUCGGAUACAACCUCUUCCAGGGUCGUCUCGACUUCUUUGCCGUCCCACUCAAGCCCCUCACCUCCCUCAAGGCGCUCUUCUUCCAUUACAACUAUUUCGCCGGCUCCAUUCCUUCUGCCAUCGCCACACUGCCUCAACUCACCUCACUCGGCCUCUACUCCAACUACCUCACGGGCACCGUGCCCAUCCCCUCCAAGGCCCUGCUCGCUCUGGACGUGGGCUUUAACUUCCUCUCGGGGGUCUUCCCAAAUGUGGCGUUCAUGUUCUGUGCGGGCGAGAACAACUGCUUUGUCAACUCCACCAACUGCCGCACCUACGGCAGCGUGCAGCGCCCUGCCGGUGCCUGCGCCAUCUGCGGCACGGCGGGUGGGCAGGGCGACCUCUGCUUCGGCGGCACCUGCGCUCCCGUCGCCUCUGCUGCCAUCGCCGCUGGCACUAUCAACUCGCCCAGUCAGCCCAUCCUGCCCAUGUCAUGUGCAGACAAUCCGGCUGCACCAAUGGAUACGGGCUCAGCGGUGGCGCUGCUGAACGUGAAGUCAGCGUUGGGAGUGACGUUCUCGACCUGGGCGGCUGCUUCCCCCUGCACCAUCGCCAACUCUACUGUAACCGUUGCCGGCACCUGGACCGGCGUGCUCUGCUCCGCUUCUGGCGACGUCCUCAGCGUCAACCUCUCCUCCUCCGCCCUGGCCGGCAGCAUGCACGCUGACAUCACCAAGCUCACAGCCCUCACCUACCUCGACCUGUCCAAGAACGUGCUGCGCGCCAACCUGGCCAGCUUCGUCUCUUCCUUCUCCGGCCUCCAGGCGCUCCAGCAGCUGCGCCUCAACAACAACUGGUUUUCGGGCUCCCUGCCUCAGGCCCUCAUGUCUCUUCCCGCCCUCACUCUGCUGGACGUGCAUGCAAACGCGCUGACAGGGUCGCUGCCCGCCGUGUCAUCCACGCUGGCAGCGCUCUUCCUGCACGACAACUUCCUCGCGGGCAGCUUCGCAGCGGGCGCCCUCACCGCGUGCGACGCCAGCCUCAACUGCCUGACCAGCGCCGCUGCGUGUGGCGCCAGCAGCACCACGCAGAGGGCUGCUGCUGCGUGUGCCAUCUGCAACAGCGCAGAUGCUCAAGGGCUGCUGUGCUGGGGUGGCAUGUGCCUGCCCAACGUCACUGCCACCACCGCCCACCCUGACGGACUCGCCCCGCCGCCCAUGUACUGCGCUGGUUCUCCUGUGGUCAACAUCAGCAGCGUUGACGCUGUUGCGCUGGCGGCGCUGAAGAGUGCGAUGGGGGUGACCUUCACCACGUGGGCGCCCGCCACCUACUGCACCGUGGCGCCCACACCGCAGAUCGUCGGCACGUGGGAUGGCGUGCUCUGCAACUCCCUCGGCAAAGUCGUCUCCCUGCUACUCCCCAACAACAAGCUCACGGGCACUGUGCCGCUCGCCGUCUCCACCCUCACUGCGCUCACUGCCAUCGACCUCACCUCCAACCUCUUGCAGGGCCGCCUGGACGAAGUUGCCACGCAGCUGCGCCUGCUCACCAACCUCAAGUCCAUCGAUCUCGCCUACAACUGGCUCUCCGGCUCAGUGCCUGCGUUCAUGCUCACCCUCCCCAGCCUCACGAAGAUCACUCUAGGCUACAACUACCUGACGGGCGCGCUGCCCCCGGUGACAUCCCCGCUCGCAGUGGUGGACGUGCAGUUCAACUUCCUGGGCGGCACCUUCCCCGCGCUCACGCUCUCCCGCUGCGCCGCGCGCAUGAACUGCUUCCUCGACGCCUCCAAGUGCAACUACCCCAACCGCGCCGCCGAGCUCCCGCGCGCCGCUGCUGCCUGCGCCAUCUGCAACACCACCAACGCGCAGGGCCGCCUGUGCAGCGGCGGGCUGUGCACCGUCAACGCCACGGACCUCGUGGCACUCGGUGCUCCCAACAGUGCCGCGUCUCCCACACUGCCGCUCAUCUGCGUGGGAGCGGCGUUUGUGGCGAUGGACUCGGUGCAUGCAGCAGCCAUGCUGAACCUCAAGGCGUCGCUGGGAGUGACCUUCACUGAAUGGAAGGCCGACUCGCCCUGCUCCCUGCCCGAUGCCGUCGCCCCCGGGUCAUGGAGUGGGGUAGCCUGCGACGCCACUGGCAAAGUGCUCAGCAUAGUGCUGGGUUCCCAGAAGCUGGCGGGCAGCAUCCACUCCGACAUCUCCAAGCUCACCACGCUCACCUUGCUUGACCUGCAGUCCAACCUGCUGCAGGGGCGGCUGGACUCCUUCACAGCCAGCAUCAAGACGCCCCUCGUGCUCAAGGAGCUCGCUCUGCAGUUCAACUACCUUGUUGGUCCGUUCCCCUCCACGCUGCUCGCCCUCUCCACUCUCUCCAAGCUCUCCGUGGGCUACAACUACCUCACGGGCCCCUUUCCCACCGUGCCAGCAUCCGCCAAGUCGCUGGACGUGCAGGGCAACUUCCUGUCGGGUUCCUUCCCCACCAACGCGCUCACCUACUGCGCCGCCACCACCAACUGCCUCACCGACGCCAACAACUGCGCGUCUAUUGGCAUCACACAGCGCACCCCCUCGGAAUGUGCCAUCUGUGGCACCAGCUUUGGCCAGGGCACGCUGUGCGGGGGUGUCACCUGCCUUGUCAACACCACCGGCGUCACGGCGCCUCCCACCGCCACAUCUCUCCCUCGCAACCUCUACUGCACGCCGGUUGCACUGGACACCAACACCACCACGACGCUGCUGGCGCUGAAGACGGUGCUGGGAGUGACGGCCACGGACUGGAGUGCAACGACGGUGGCACUGAAGCCCAAGGCGCUGAAGAGCAGCAGCGUGCCCCUCGCCACCAUGGUGGGCGCCUGCACCAUCGAGGGGCAGACCCCUGCUCCCGGCUCGUGGACCGGCGUCUUCUGCAACUCCGCUGGUGCCAUCGUCGCCCUGGUGAUGCCCAACCAGAAGCUCACUGGAAGCCUGUCGGCGGACAUCAGCAAGCUCACAGCUCUCACCGCGCUGGAUCUGAGCGCCAAUCUCUUCCAGCGGGGCCUUGAUGCGUUCGUGGCGCCUCUCACCGCUGUCAAGACACUCAAGUCGCUCUCGCUGCAGUACAACUGGUUCUCCAGCUCCAUCCCCUCCGCCCUCCUCGCCCUGCCAGCCCUCUCCAGCAUCAAGCUGAACCGCAACUACCUGACGGGGGUGGUGCCAGCCGUGGGGGCAGCGGUGAAGGCGCUCAACGUGGCGGGCAACUUCCUCUCGGGCUCCUUCCCCACCACCGGCCUCACGGCGUGCGAUGCGCGCUCCAACUGCUUCACAGACGCCUCCAAGUGCACCAACACGCUCGGCACCGCACAGAGGGCCGCUACAGAAUGCAACAUCUGUGGCACCACGGGGGCUGUCGGCCCGUUCUGCGGCGGCGGCUUCUGCAUCCCCAACGCCGCCGCGCCCGCUGCUGCCGGCACGCCCAACACGGAGGGGCAAGCGGUGCUGGCGAUGUCGUGCGUGGGUGGCCCCAUCGAGGUCACCAUGCGCGGCGUCAUGCUCAACCUCAAGGCGUCGCUGGGGGUGACUCUGACGGACUGGGUGGGCACGGCUCCGUGCAACAUCGCGGGGCAGGCCCCCGUGGCGGGGUCGUGGUCCGGCGUGGAGUGUGACUCGGCUGCCAAGGUCACCAGCAUCAACCUCACGAAUCAAGGGCUCAAGGGCAGCUUGCCUUCUGACAUCUACAAGCUCACCACUCUCACCUCGCUCGUGCUGGACAGCAACCUGCUGCAGGGCCGCCUGCCCUACUUCACCACCAACUUCAGAAACCUCGUGGCACUCAAGCGCUUCAAGGCUCGCUUCAACUUCUUCUCGGGCACGAUGCCCACCCAAACGCUGCUCUGGCUGCCCUUCCUCACCCACCUUGACAUGAGCUACAACUACCUCACAGGUCCCCUGCCCAGCGCCAUAGGCACGGCGCUCAAGACGCUGGAAAUUGGAGGCAACUUCCUGUCGGGCGCCAUCGGCAACUUCCCCGGCGUGGCGUGCUCGGCUGCGCUCAACUGCCUGACCUCCCAGGGCAGCUGCACCACCGGCGGCGUUCAAAACCGUGCCGGCUGUAACAUCUGCGGCAGCGCUGACGCCCAGGGCACUCUGUGCGGCGGCGGGCUGUGCGUGCCCAACGCCACAGCGGCUGUGGUGGCGGGACAGACCCCCACGCUGUCCACGCCCGUCAUGCCCAUGUACUGCACGGGGGUCAUCAUGAACACCGUCGCAGUCGCGGCGCUGCUCAACAUAAAGACGGCGUUGGGAGUGACCUUAUCGGACUGGACGGCCCCCACGACGCUGCUCAAGCCCAAGGCGGCGGCGGGCAGUGGCAGUGUGGCACUGACGGACUGGCUGACCACGGGUGGCUACUGCACAGUGGAGGGGCAGACGGCCGCUCCUGGUGCCUUUUCCGGCGUGCGCUGCAAUGCCCUCGGCCAGCCUGUCAGCCUGAAUCUGCCGUUCCAGAAGCUGACUGGCUCUCUCCACGCUGACCUCAGCAAGCUCUCUGCACUGACCGUGCUGGAGCUGAGUUACAACUUUCUCAGAGCACCCGUCGAGCCUUGGGCCUCGGCCAUCAAGCUGCUCACCAACCUGCUAUCGCUCAAGCUCAGCAACAACUAUCUCUACGGCUCUGUGCCCCUCUGGCUCGUCUCUUUCGCCAAGCUCACCAACCUCGAGCUGAGCGUGAACGCUCUCACAGGCACGUUCCCGGCACCCAUCUCCACCGCACUCAAACGUCUCAUGGUGGACCAGAACUUCCUGGGAGGCACCUUCCCGGCCAACAGCGCCACCUACUGCACGGCCUACUACAACUGCAUCCCCACCUACACCACCUGCAACUCGCUCAACCCCAACGCUCCCAACCCCAGCGCCAGCUGCCAGAUCUGCGGCAUGACAGACGGCCUGGGCACGGCGUGCAUGGGCAACCCGUGUGUGCCUGUGACGCCAUCGCCCAUCACAGCCAUCAACAAGUGGAGCCCCGCCCCCGCCAUGCGCUGCGACCCUGUACCCAUCCAGGCCACCCAAGCGUCUGCGCUGGUGGCCAUGACGCCGGGGCAGUGGGGGGCGCAGACCACGUGCACGUUGGCAGGGCAGCCCACCGCCGCCGGCACCUCCCCCUCCGUCUACUGCAACCCUGCCGGGCUCGUCCUCGAAAUUGUUCUCACGGGCGGCAAGGCCUCGGGCUCCUUCCCCAUCCACGUGUCAAAGCUCUCCGCGCUUACCAAGCUGGACCUGUCGGCCAACCUCUUCUCUGGCCGCCUUGACUCCUUCCUCGCGCCCUUCCUCGCCCUCAAGACUCUCAACUCCCUCCGCCUCCACCAGAACUACUUCUCGGGCUCCUUCCCGACCGGCAUCUCCGCCCUCACUGCGCUCACGGAGCUGCGGCUGAACCUGAACUACCUGACAGGCAGCAUGCCGGCAGCGCUGCCAGGGACCCUCAAGGUGAUCGACCUGUCGAGCAACUACCUGGUGGGCACCUUCCCCACCACCACCGCCACCUCCGUCGCCUGCGCCAGCAACUGCCUGCAGGACGCCUCCAAGUGCCCCGCCGGCUCUGCUCAGCGCGCUGCAGGCGCCUGUGCCAUCUGUGAGACGCCCGACGCCACGGGCAGCAUGUGCAACGGCGGCAUCUGCACGCCCACCGCCGCCACCACUGUCAACAAUGGCACCGCCGCGCUCUUCUGCGUUGGCUCCUCCAUGGAUCCUGCCAUGGCGGCGGCGCUGCUGAACGUGAAGGCGUCGAUGGGGCUGGCGUUCACCAACUGGGCGCUGGGCGCGCCCUGCACCAUGCAGGGGGUGCCGCCGCUGCCAGGCGCCUGGUCCAACGUCCUCUGCAGCCCCAACGGCAAAGUCGUCGCGCUCAAUCUGGCGCAGCAGUAUGUUCCAGGGACCAUGCAUGCGGACAUCUCCAAGCUCACUUCCCUCACCUACAUCAAUGUGCGCACCAACUACCUGGAGGGUCGUCUGGACGUCUUCACCACCAACUUCAAGGCGCUCACGGCGCUCAAGGAAGUCUACUUUGACUACAACUACUUCUCGGGGCCCAUCCCCUCCGCCCUCGUGGCCAUGGCCUCCCUCUCCACCUUUGGGGCGAGGUGGAACUACCUGUACGGUGCCGUGCCCCCUCUGGCCCCCGCACUCAAGACGCUCGCUGUGGACGGCAACUGGCUGUCGGGCACCUUCCCCGGCGCCGGCUUCUCCUCCUGCUCCGCCACCAAGAACUGCUUCGCCAGCAUCGGCGCCUGCACCACGGGAGGCACGGUGCAGCGCAACGCCACUACUGAGUGCGCCGUGUGCGACUCGCCGGACGGCACGGGCACCAUCUGCGGCGGCGGCACGUGUGUGCCCAACACAAUCAACAUAUACCCAAACGGCCCUUACUACGCUCCGCGACCGCGCUUCUGCGUGGGCGUGGCGCUGGACGCCACGCAGGGCAACAUCCUGCUGGCACUCAAGACCACGCUGGGUGCCACCUUCUCUGAUUGGACCGCCGCCACGCUCGCCGCCCCCAAGGCCACCUCCCCUAAGACCAAGACCGGCAAGAAGCCCAAGUCGGGGGGGAAGCGGCGCGUGCUGCAAGGGAGGGGGUCGAUGAUGCAGUAUGACUGGAAGCUGGUGGGGUCGUGCACCAUCCAGGGCCAGACACCCAUUGCUGGGGCGUGGACUGGCGUGCGCUGCUCUCCGCUCGGCCAAGUCGUCGCCCUUGAGCUGCAGGGCCGGCAACUGGGUGGCACAGUGCACUCGGACAUCAGCAAGCUCACCACCCUCACCUCGCUGCGGCUGUCGUCCAACCUCUUGUUCAACCGCCUCGACUCCUACAUCGUGCCCAUCACGGCCGCAGCCAGCCUCAAGGAGCUUUUUAUCAACUUCAACUGGUUCUAUGGCACCGUCCCCACCACGCUCGUCAACAUGGCUGCCCUCUCCGCUCUCGCGCUGAGCAGAAACUACCUCACGGGCACGCUGCCCAAGCCUGCGGCCACACUCAAGGCGCUCGACACGGAGUUCAACUUCCUCUCGGGCACCUUCCCCGCCGCCUCUCUGGGCUACUGCACCGUGCGCGGCAACUGCUUCCUCGACGCCUCUGCCUGCGUCAACUUCGACGGCACCUUGCAGAGAGGCGCCGGGUGCAACGUGUGUGGGUCGUCCAACGGGCAGCUGCCGAUGUGUGGCGGGGCCGUGUGCACGCCCGACCCCUCCGCGUAUGUGGCGGGCAAAGUGGCCAACAGCGCCAGCGCGCCCACCCUCGCCCUCAAGUGCCCCCCCUUGGCCCUUGAUGCCACGUCCUCGGCCGUGCUGCUCAAAAUCGGGGCGGCGCUGGGAGUGACGCACACGGACUGGAGUGCCAGCAGCACCUGCAACAUCAUUGGGCAGACCAUCGCCCCCAAGUCCUUCCCGGGUGUCUGGUGCAGCGGCAGCGGCGCCGUCGUCUCCCUCAAGCUGAACAACCUGAAGCUGGGGGGCACCAUACAUGCAGACAUGACCAAACUCACCAGCCUCACCUACCUGCACCUGGGUUAUAAUCUGCUGUAUGGCCGCCUCGCCACCUUUGUCUCCAGCAUCACCCCGCUCACCACUAUUGUCGUCCUGAACCUGAGCUUCAACUACCUCUACGACAGCAUACCCUUCGCUCUUCUCAACAUGCCAUCCCUCACCGAAAUAGGGCUGAGUGGCAACUACUUGACGGGUGUGCUGCCGAGCGUGUCAACCAAGGUGCAGGCCAUUACCGUGGCCAACAACUUGCUUGCGGGCACCAUCACGUCACAGGCCUACAAGUACUCCGACUUCCGCAACAACUGCUUGAGCCUCUUUGGCAUCCCCCAGCGCACCACCGGCUGUGCCAUCUGUGGCACCACCAAUGCCGUGCCGCCGCUGUGCAGCGGCGCCCCCUGCGUUCUCAACGCCACGGACGCCCUGGCGGCCGGCACGGUGAACAACCUCACGGCGCCCCUGCUGCCCUUCUACUGCGGCCGCCCCGCUAUAGACGCCACUGCUGCGCAAACACUGCUGGUGCUGAGGGCGGCGCUGGGAGUGUCGCAGAGCACGUGGCUGCUGGACUCGCCGUGCGACGUGGUGGGCAACCCCCCCAUGCCGGGCAGCUGGGCGGGCGUUGGCUGUGAUAUUGCCGGCCAAGUCGUACAGCUUGAUCUGGUCAACAUGGGUCUCAGAGGGAGCCUGCCUGCCGACUUGACGAAGCUGACGGCUCUCACCAAGAUCAACCUGGCGUCCAACCUGUUGGAGGGGCGCCUGGCCGAGUGGGGCACCAUGCUCACCACCGUCAAGUCGCUCAAGCACCUCGCUCUCAACUACAACUGGUUUUCCGGCACUCUGCCAGCCUAUCUGCUCUCUCUCUCGACCCUCACAACCCUCAACGUGCACUACAACUACCUCACCGGCUACCUGGCCCCCAUAGCAGCAACCCUCAAGACCAUCAACGUCGCCUCCAACUUCUUGGCGGGCCCCUUCCCUGCGUCCUCCACCACCAUGUGUGACGCGCGCAACAACUGCCUAAGCAGCGCCGCCAACUGCGUCUCGUCGGGCUCCUCCGUGCAGCGCGCUUCCUGCACCAUCUGCAAUGGCACCGCCGCCAAUGUGCUGUGCGGUGGGGGCGUGUGCUCGCCCAACACGGACGGCCAGCUCGCCUCCAAGACGCCCAACAGCGCCACCGCUGGCGUGCUGCCCAUGCGCUGCACUGGAGUUCGAAUCGACCCCGCAGCUCUGCCGAUCCUGGCGAACUUGAAGACGGCGCUGGGAGUGCCGCACCCAGGGUGGGGCGAGCAGACGAUGUGCACGGUGUCGGGCAUCCCCAAAGGCCCUGAGGACAUGCCUGCCGUGUACUGCAACUGGCAGGGCAAGGUCAUCGACCUCUUCCUCAAGUGGCGCCUCAUGCGCGGCGUCAUGCACCCCGACAUCUCCAAGCUCACCGGCCUCACCGCCCUGGACCUGUCGGGCAACUUCCUGUCGGGCCGCUUGGACCCGUUCAUCACGCCGCUCACCGGCCUCGCCGGCAUGAAGAUCCUCAUCAUGAACUACAACUUCUUCUCCGGCUCCAUCCCCUCCACCGUCUCCUCCAUCAAGAACCUCUUAAUGCUGAGCCUGGGGUGGAACUACCUGACGGGCACGGUGCCGGACAUGCCACCGAAGCUGAAGGUGCUGGACCUCGAGUACAACUGGCUCUCGUACACCUUCCCGACGGCCACCACCACCACGUCCACGUGGGACUUCUGCACCGUGCGCCAGAACUGCUUCAUCGACCCCACCCCCUGCGGCAAUGGCAACAUCAUCCAGCGCUACUCCUGCGCCGUGUGCGGCACCAAGGACGCCAACGGCACGCUGUGUGGUGGCACCACCACGUGCCAGCCCGACCCCGCGGCCGUCAGGGCCGCCACCAAUCGCCAAACCAGUGGCGCCCCCCAGCUCGCCAUCACCUGCCCCCCCCCACAGCCCGUCGCCACCGACGCCACCGCAGUGGGGGCGCUGAUGAACAUCAAGAUGGCGCUGGGAUUGACGUACACGGACUGGGCGUCCACCUCCACCUGCGCGGCUGCUGGCACGGCCCUCGGGGGCUUCACUGGCGUCGAGUGCAACUCGCUUGGCAACCCCGUCAAGAUCACCCUGGACAGUCAGAAGCUGUUUGGCAUUCUGCAUGCUGACAUCACCAAGCUCACUGCACUCACAUUCCUCUCGCUCAAGUCGAACCUCUUCAGGGCGCGCCUGGACGAGUUUGCCAGCAAGAUUCCAUCGCUGCCCAACCUUGCAGUGCUCCUGCUGGACUUCAACUGGUUCUACGGCAGUCUGCCCCCUGGCCUCGUCGCCAUGCCGAAGCUCACGCGCCUCGGCCUGUCCUACAACUACCUCACAUACCGCGUGCCUCCACUGGCGGCGGGGCUCAAGGACAUCGAUGUGGGCUUUAACUUCCUCUCGGGCUCCUUCCCGGCCAACUCCGCCACAUCAUGCGGCGCCAACAACAACUGCUUCCUCGCCGCCACCACGUGCGCCACCAAGGGCACGGCGCAGCGGGCGACCGGGUGCAGCUUCUGCCUCUCCGACACGGCGCAGGGCAUGCUGUGCUAUGGCCGUGGCAUCUGCACCGUUGACGCCACCGCUCCCUUCGCCGCCGGGACGCCCAACGCUGUCGGGGCCACCACGCUGCCGCUGGCUUGCAUUG
Messenger RNA from Closterium sp. Naga37s-1, 13069 nucleotides. Lineage: Eukaryota; Viridiplantae; Streptophyta; Zygnematophyceae; Desmidiales; Closteriaceae. The record is from the annotation of a GenBank genome assembly.